Messenger RNA from Danio rerio (zebrafish), 1587 nucleotides. It is a transcript of the gene nufip1, whose product is annotated as nuclear FMR1 interacting protein 1. Gene Ontology annotation, molecular function: RNA binding. The record is from RefSeq and is marked validated. NCBI's taxonomy places the organism in Eukaryota, Metazoa, Chordata, Actinopteri, Cypriniformes, Danionidae.
UCCUCAUCAUCUUCAUCAUCAUCAUCAUCAUUGGGGGAAACCGGAGCACCCGGAGUGUUCAGUUCCAGACUGUCAGUUUUCUGCUCAUGAGAAGCUGGUGAAGAUCCACUGGAGGAACAAUCACACUGCAGGAGCCAAGAGGAUCAAACUGGAGACGGAGGACAUCAGGAGGUGGAGAGAGGAGCGCCGCAGAAAUUACCCGACGCUGAGAAACGUGGAGAAGAAGCAGAAGCUGAUGGAGGUGAAGGAGCAGCGUGGAGACGUGCUGGAGACGCCACAGUUCGGGCGCUUCAGGGGCCGCGGCGGUCCACAGCGGGGCCGAGGAUCCAGUCUGGGGAAACGCCAGCAUGAGGACAGAGACCCGCUCGCAGCUCUGGCCGACAGCGAAGCCGACUCUGAUAAGGACGAGUGUGUUCAGAAGAUCACUGUCGCCCCCAGGAGUGUGACGGCCGCGCUGGGAUCCCUGAUGUCCAGCUAUGGAGAGCAGAGCAGCGAGGAGGAGGAGGACGAUGCUCCGCUGCUGAAAGCUGCUCAGGUCUUACAGGAGAACCAGAGCAUCCUGACCACACCGCAGCACACACACACAGCACCACAGCGCACACACACAGCACCCACAGCAACACAGCACACACACACAUCACCCACAGCAACAAAGCACACCGCACCGCAGUCCCAUCAUGCACAGCGACAUAGAGGACGAGGUAGAAGAGGAGGCAGAGGAGGUCGAGGAGCUCACAAUAAACCGGCUGAACCGCAGAGACAACCACCGACACUGCUGGAGAUGUUGCUGGCUCCUGAUAUCCGGCACGAGAGGAAUGUGGUCCUGCAGUGUGUUCGCUUCAUCAUCCGGAACAGAUUCUUUGGUCUGGCUGGAAAAGAUGUUAAUGAAAUCAGUGUGUGUGAGGAACCCAUCAGCCAAUCACAGCACAGAUGCUCAGAGUCAUGACCACACACACACUGAUCUGGAAUCAGUCAGAGAUCAGUGUGUGUCUGCAGAUCGACUGCAGUGUGUGUGACGGCUGUCUUUAUAUCCUGAUCUGAUGUUUGGCUUGAGAAGAAGCGCCUGUGAUGAACGAGUUUAACAGUCGAAGCUUCAUUAAUAAGGAUCUGCAGGCUGAUUUGCAUGAGGAACACGUGAUCUCUGCUCUUCCUCUUCAGUGUGGCUCCUCCUGCUGGCCGUCUCUCAGAAGUGCCUGCGGCGUCAAUAAAUCAGGACUGUAUUGUCUUUCUGCAUCCUCAGAGUGUUAAAGCUUUACCAUAUAGCUCUUUAAUUAGCUAACGCUACUUAACUACAGUAGAUAACAUGAGCAAAGAAAUCCAUUACUACACAUUAGUAAAUCCCAUUAAUACAUUUGUUUAAUAUCAUUUAAUGGAUGUGAAGUAUCUAUGAGCAGCUCUGUUUUAUACACAUGAACAAAUCUUAUCAUUGUAUUUCUCAUCAGACGUGUUCAUUGAGGAAUGAGCUUUAUAAUAAUGCAUGAAUGCAGACAGCCUUCCUCAUUUAUAUGUGUUGUGUUUAAUUAUAUUCACAUUUCUCAGAGAUUAAAAGAGCUUUCCUGGAUCAUAAUAAAAGGGUUUUUUUUCACA